AAAAAUCAAUCAAAUUCAGCGUUAAAAAACCCUUAUUACUUCGCAUUUGAUUAUAUUCACAAAUUCUCGCACAGUAUCACUUUAAUCCCCAAUCUCAGAGAUAAUGCAAAUAAAGAAUUAAAAGAAAAGACACAUCAGCGGUUUGGCGGGAUCUUGAAGAAGAUGGGAAGUAAUGGUGGCAAGGACAUAAAGAUAUGCGAAAAUGAUGCCGCUGAAUGUUCUGAAACAACUGUUGAAAUAAAUAUCAAGACACUGGAUUCUCAAAUCUACACAUUAAGAGUGAACAAAUGUGUGCCUGUUCCUGAGCUAAAGAAACAGAUUGCUUCUGUAACUGGUGUCUUGUCAGAACAACAGCGCCUAAUAUGCCGUGGAAAAAUUUUGAACGAUGAUCAGCUCCUCUCCGCUUACCAUGUGGAAGAUGGUCACACAUUGCACCUGGUCACGAGACAACCAGUUAUUCCAUCCUCAGACAGCUCACUCAACCAACCAGCAGCUGAUCCCCCAUCCUGUACUGGGCAUAAUCCUAAUAAUCAUUUAAGUACCCGUAUGGUAGUUAGUACCUCCACCAUACCUGAUAACAGAUAUGGACCUUUUUCUGAUCCCAGUUUGAUUGGUGCAGUUUUACGCAUUACUUUCGAACUACAAAGGAUUGGACGCGGUAUUGUAGGGAUUGAUCCUAAUCGUCCUCCUUCAGAACUCCUCUUGACUGCGCCAGGACUCACUGGUCUGAGAAAUUCUAGCAAUCAGCAGCCUGAACAAGCUACUUCAACGUCUGUUCCCUUGGAAUCUCUGGAGCCAUCGGUUAUUCCUGAUUCAUUGACUACUUUGUCUCGAUUUUUGGAUAACUUGAGGCAACGCAAUGGUGGAAGGCGAGGCGCAAAUUCAAGAAAUUCUGGGACUCGUGGGAAUCGUGGAAAUGAUUUAAAUGCUGACAUGCAUUCUAGCGAGCAGAGAAGGCUUCCAACACCAGAAUACUUGGCAGAGUUGAUGCUAUCGAGAAGACAAAUUAUCAUUGAACGAGGCAUUGAGAGCUUAUCGCAACUUGCUAGGCAACUGGAAGGUCAAGCCAGUGUGACUGAUUUAUCAGAGCGGUCCAGAAUUCAAGUUAAUGCUCUAAGAUCGGGAUAUCUUUUUCAAUACUUGGGUGUUUUGCUGCUUGAGCUUGGUCGUAUAAUACUGACUUUGCAGAUGGGUCAAACGCCAACUGAAGUACUGGUGAAUGCGGGACCCUCUGUUUUCUUAUCCUCUCGCAAUCUUAUAAUGGUUCGAAUGCCGCUACCUAAUCGAGCACGAGUAAGAGCAAGAGCAAGAGCAAGAGCAAGAGCAAGGUCAAGGUUUGUUUCAAUUUCUAUUGGAACCGUUCAACUUGGCUCUGGAUUUUCUGGAGGAUCUCCUGCUUCUGGUUCAUUGCAGCGAGCAGAGCCAUCCAGUUCACGUCCUCAAGGGGCAGGUAUUCCAUUGUCUUCCAACAGAAACUCUGAUCAACAAGAUGCCGCAGGACGUAAUCUGAAUUCAUCAACUAGGGAAUCCCAAUCUCGGAAUGUUAGUAGUUCUCAGGAGGGAGCAGCAACAACAGGAAGCGAAGAAGGUAUAUUUUUGUCUAAUGUGUUACGUCAAAUAAUGCCCAUAAUUUCUGAGAACAUUGGAGCCGAGUCAAAUUCGUUAUCCCGCGGACGAGCAAAUCCUGUUGAAAACCAGGUCAGCCUGCAUUUUAUUCUAUUAUAUAUUUCAAAUCUAAAGGUUGAAUUAAGAUACUUUUUCAGUUCAGCCUGGACGAUAAAAUUGUUAUCCUUUUCUCUUAUUUUGUGAGAAAGUAUGAUCAAGUGCAAAUU
Olea europaea var. sylvestris is the source of this 1832-nucleotide messenger RNA. RefSeq lists its product as uncharacterized. Gene Ontology annotation, cellular component: BAT3 complex. NCBI's taxonomy places the organism in Eukaryota, Viridiplantae, Streptophyta, Magnoliopsida, Lamiales, Oleaceae. Bases 163 to 1809 code for a protein of 548 amino acids. Gene Ontology annotation, molecular function: polyubiquitin modification-dependent protein binding; misfolded protein binding. The transcript is spliced from 13 exons. The record is from RefSeq and is a predicted model, not a curated record.